GUAUAUUACAUAAUGUCAACUGAUCCUUCCAAGUAUGUUUUUAACCACACUAUGAUCCGUGUUAAGGAUCCUCAAGCUUCCAUCAAAUUCUAUACUGAAGUUCUCGGUAUGAAGCUUAUUACUAAGCAUGACUUUCCUGAGAACAAAUUUACUCUUUACUUUUUGGCUUAUGUCGAUUCUAUUCCUGAAGAUGAAGCUGAAAAGAAAAAGUUAGCUUUCAGUAUGCCCGGUGUUCUUGAAUUAACACACAAUUGGGGUACAGAAGACCAGGCCGACUUUGCUUAUGCUAAUGGUAACUCUGAUCCUGGUCGUGGUUAUGGUCAUACAGCCAUUCUUGUCGAUAAUAUUGAAAAGGCCUGUGAGCGUUUCGAAUCUCUUGGUGUUAACUUUGUUAAGAAGUUGACUGAUGGUAAAAUGAAGAAUAUCGCCUUUAUUACUGAUCCUGAUGGUUAUUGGGUUGAAAUUAUUGCUAACCCUAACUAUGUCGGUGCUUCUCCCAUUUAAUUCUUUUUUUUUUCUUUUAUAAAAAAAUGAAAAAAAAAUACAAUAAACCAAGUAUCUUUACUAUGAAAUAA
Molecule: messenger RNA, 575 nt
Organism: Cokeromyces recurvatus
Lineage: Eukaryota; Fungi; Mucoromycota; Mucoromycetes; Mucorales; Mucoraceae
Product: lactoylglutathione lyase
Exons: 4
Coding region: 13-504 (163 amino acids)
Molecular function (GO): lactoylglutathione lyase activity; metal ion binding
Source: RefSeq, a predicted model, not a curated record